Physcomitrium patens is the source of this 2382-nucleotide messenger RNA. RefSeq names its product AAA-ATPase At4g25835. The record is from RefSeq and is a predicted model, not a curated record. NCBI's taxonomy places the organism in Eukaryota, Viridiplantae, Streptophyta, Bryopsida, Funariales, Funariaceae. Gene Ontology annotation, molecular function: ATP hydrolysis activity; ATP binding.
CAACUCUUUGUCUUCCUGCGUCCACGACGCACCGUUUAGAGACAGUGCUCUGCGCUCCUGAGUACUCCUGAAAAGGUUGUCUGUAAUUCUGUUUCCGGUGCCCUCCUAGAUCGAGCUUGCUAAUCAUAAGUCAAGUAGCUAGGGGUCUCACGAGAAGAUGGGCACAUACAAAAGGACCUAUGAGCUUCUGGUCUGCUCACUCAUCCAUACGUCCAGGAGAACACCCAAACAUUCUCCCUUGGAGCUCGUCUGCCUUUUCUCUACACAUCCUUGACAACAUAUGCCUCGCACUAGAUAGUAUGCAUAGCUCUCUCUCUCUCUCUCCCCAAGGCUCUUCGCGAUUGAAUCUAUGUCUCACCUUGCUGCACAUGAAAACUUUGUAAUUUGCAGAAUGAUAAACGCAUGGAAUGUCGUCUGACGUUGAGUUAGCAGUUCAAGUAGGGAUUGUUCGCGCGCAAGGACGUGCUGGAAUGAUAUACGAAGUCGAACUGGCAGCCACUACGCCCACCGUUCUCCGAGGUUCUUUUGCAGUGAUGCAUGUAGUCAAAGACAAAUGUGGAUGGAAACCAUCGCAUUGAUUGAUCUAAGCAUGCAUUCCAGGACCCUGCUCCAUCACUUGUGAGGUUUAUUAAUUAGUCCAAUCUGCAUUUUGAAUGCACGAAUGUGUGGAGAGCAAUCCAUCGAGAAAAGCUGCGGAGACGGCCUCUUCUUUCUUCCAGCAAAGGUUCAAUUCCCAAAGUGCUACGACAACCGACCUGGAGAAUGAACAGGAUGGAAUUUUCAUGUAUGUGGACAAUCUUCGGAUGUUUGGCUUUCGUGCGUAGCUUACUACCGGUUGAGAUUGUCGAGGCGCUCACCAGAUGGCUCCGAAAGCUUAACUCCCAUUUAGUACCUUACGUUGUAUUUGAGAUUCCAGAAUUUGAAGGUUCUAGUAUAAAUGAGCUGUACAAGAACGUGCAAUUGCACUUGACUGCAAAGAAUUUGUGUCGAAAUGCUCGAAAAACAGUAUUGUGCAGGGUUAAAAACUCCACAAACACAACCUCCACUCUAGCAGGAGGCGAAGGAGUGAUGGAAACCUUCGAAGGCGCGAAAAUCUGGUGGACGCAUGCUGUGCACGGAUUCAAAACAAGUGACGGCAGCAGUCAAGAUCACCGGUCGUAUACACUGAAGAUCCACAAGCGAGACCGUGAUAGGAUAAUCCCGGCAUAUCUUGACGAAAUUCGUGAAAAUGCUUACAAUUUCAUGUUUAAAAACAGAGAAAUGCUUCUCUACUCGAAUAGCAAGUCGGCGUCCUCCAUGAGCAGGCACCUCUGGCAGGCUAUACACUUCAAGCACCCGUCGACCUUCGACACGCUGGCUGUAGAACCUUCGCAACUGCAAACCAUAAAGACAGACCUUGACGCGUUCAUCGCCGGGAAGGAAUAUUUUCGAAGAGUGGGUCGGCCAUGGAAGCGCGGCUACUUGUUGUAUGGACCUGCUGGAUCGGGAAAAUCCAGUAUGAUAGCCGCCAUAGCCAACUACCUCAAGUGGGACGUCUACGACUUGGAACUCACUCAGGUGCGCAGCAAUUCAGAGCUAAAGCAGCUGCUCAUUCAAACAACAAACAAAUCUGUUAUUGUAAUCGAAGAUAUCGACUGCUCUGUCUGCUUCGCUCACCCGCGUUCACGGCAACCAACGUCAUCCUCCAGUGAAUUGUCAUUCUCGGAAUCUUCGGAACAGGGGAAGCUGGAGGAUGACGGCGGCCGCAUCACACUGUCAGGCCUUCUCAACUUCACCGACGGUCUCUGGUCAUGCUGUGGCAACGAACGCAUCUUGAUCUUCACAACCAACCACGUCGACAAACUGGAUGCUGCUCUGCUUCGCCCAGGCCGCAUGGACCUCCACAUCCACAUGUCGUAUUGUACAUACUCUGCGUUCAAGACUUUGUCGCUCAAUUACUUGACACUGGAGAACCACCACCUAUUCCCCAAGGUGGAGAAGCUGAUCCGAAACGGAGCUAAGAUCACUCCUGCGCAAGUGAGCGAGAUUUUGAUUCAAAAUAGAGACAACUCCGAUGACGCCAUGGAGAAUCUAGUCUCCUUUCUUGAGCAUCGUGCCUGGAGUAGUUGUAAAAUUCAUCCUAAUGCCUAAUGACGCGAAUUAUCCCUAACUCUGCCCGAUGCUGUCUGGAGCGAGUUGUUCGCACAGUAAACCUUUUGGUCUGAUCACAAUAGAUGCGCCUGAGAGCACUCUUUAAAUGAGCACAGAUUAUGUAGAGUUUUCUUUAUGUAGAAAUGGGUAUCUCACAAAGCAUUAACACUUUGAAUGAAGCUGAAAAACUUUCACUUCGAUACUGAGUUCUGUAAUAAGCACCGCAAUCAUGGUGCAAAGAGUUCUGGUCAA